Molecule: messenger RNA, 1489 nt
Organism: Trichomycterus rosablanca
Lineage: Eukaryota; Metazoa; Chordata; Actinopteri; Siluriformes; Trichomycteridae
Product: sulfotransferase 1B1-like
Exons: 6
Coding region: 174-767 (197 amino acids)
Biological process (GO): sulfation
Cellular component (GO): cytoplasm
Molecular function (GO): sulfotransferase activity
Source: RefSeq, a predicted model, not a curated record
UAUAUUUUUGUUUUUUUAAAACAGGAACUACCUGGACUCAGGAGAUUGUGGAUCUGCUGCUGCAUGAUGGAUAUGCCGAGGUUUGUAAGCGAGCACCUACUGCUGUACGCAUCCCGUGCCUGGAGAUCCAAUUUCCUCCCCCAGUUCCUUCAGGUCUGGACGUACUCAAAACAAUGAAACCUCCAAGAGUCAUCAAAACACACCUGCCCAUACAGCUAGUGCCUAAAGGAUUCUGGGAAAAUAAAUGCAAGGUGAUUUAUGUGGCUCGGAACGCGAAGGACAACCUGGUCAGCUAUUACUACUUUGAUCGAAUGAAUCAGAUUCACCCUGAACCAGGUCCCUGGGACCAAUACAUCCACAAGUUCAUGAGGGGAAAAUUGCCAUGGGGCUCCUGGUACGACCAUGUGAAAGGAUACUGGAGGGAAAAAGAAAACAGGAACAUCCUCUACCUGUUCUUUGAGGACAUAAAAGAGAACCCUCGUCGAGAGAUAUUAUGGAUCAUGCGCUACCUGGACUUGUCACUACCUGAUAACACAAUUGACAAGAUUGUGCAGCUGACAUCUUUUGAAGUGAUGAAGGACAAUCCGAUGACCAACUACACCUUCAUUCCAAAGACAAUGUUUGACAGUUCCAUCUCUCCCUUCAUGAGAAAAGGUGAGGUUGGAGACUGGAUUAAUCAUUUCACCCCGGCUCAAUCCGAAAUGUUCGAUGAGAACUACACAAGACAAAUGGCGGAUGUGGACAUUCCCUUCCGUACCAGCAUAUAAAUCAGCUACAGAUGAUGAGCGGGAGCGUGUUAGCACCAGUAACAUCUACACUGCAGCAUAUACAAAGUUGAUUUGCUGUUUAACAAAACAACAUAAACAAAUAUGGAUGGGCAGUUUAAUUUUUCCUUCCUCUCUCUAAUUACCUAAUUAAUAUAAUCGUCAAAUAAUUACAGUCUUAAGGUUUUAAAUAAUAUGUUUAGCCUAAAAUAAAUAAGAAAGUGCAGUACAUCUUAAACAGAACGUUUUAGAAAUAUGAAAUCCUGUUCUUGAUUAUUUUGAUGAUAUAAAAUCUGGACACCCCUGUUUGAUGGCUUUGUGUGAUUUCACCGCCAGGUGGCGCUAAUGGAGUUCUAUAAUGAUGGGUUUAAGCAACAAUACACAGUUUGUGUUCCUGUUUUACACUUAAUAAUUACCAUAUACUAACAUAAUAUUUACAAUAUGUCUAUAAAUAUGCAAAUAAAUACAGCAAAAUCAGACAAUCAUGUCACUGUAAGCACUUCCACAUGUUCUCUCAUGUUUACCUCAGUUCAAACCUGGGAAACAGUUCUGAAAUCAGAUCUAAUAUAUAAUUUUCUCUAAAUAUAUGCUUAAGACAUGUUUGUUUAAAUCACAAUUGAGAUUCCUUCAACUGUUUCGAAGCGAGGGCUGCUGCCCAAUCUGAAGGUAUCAUCCCUACUGAGGGCAUUUGGAAGCUUCCACAGAAGACACCUUGUAGGAUUGUU